Messenger RNA from Aspergillus sclerotioniger CBS 115572, 1275 nucleotides. It is a transcript of the gene pre3, whose product is annotated as proteasome core particle subunit beta 1. NCBI's taxonomy places the organism in Eukaryota, Fungi, Ascomycota, Eurotiomycetes, Eurotiales, Aspergillaceae. The transcript has 5 exons. Gene Ontology annotation, cellular component: proteasome core complex. The record is from RefSeq and is a predicted model, not a curated record. The coding region runs from base 152 to 850 and encodes 232 amino acids. Gene Ontology annotation, molecular function: threonine-type endopeptidase activity.
GAGCUCAUAACCACUCUUCCAGCCGUCCCAGUAACGCCGCACCCACGUUGUUUUCCAUCCACUUUUUCAUACCAUCAUCUCCGCUGCUUCUGGCAUUAGCGGCUUAUCUAUCGGGACGCUAUACCGGCUACCUCAAUUUAAUUCAGACACCAUGGUCGGCCACGGAAUGACGGGGAUGCUCGGCGAGGAUGGUAUUCAUGUCGAUAUGAACCACCUCAAGAAGGGAGAAGUGAACCUAGGAACUUCGAUUAUGGCUAUCAACUUCAGGGGUGGUGUUAUAUUGGGCGCCGACAGCCGAACGACAACCGGAGCAUACAUCGCGAACCGAGUCACCGACAAAUUGACGCAGGUGCAUGACACUAUCUGGUGCUGUCGAUCAGGGUCCGCUGCGGACACCCAGGCUGUGGCAGAUAUUGUAUCCUACCAUCUCAACAUGUACUCAAUCACCAACAACGAGGCCCCCAGUACCCAGGUUGCCGCAGCAUUGUUCCAGGAGCUAUGUUACGAUAACAAGGAUAUGCUAAGUGCUGGUAUCAUCAUCGCCGGAUACGACCCGAAGCACGGAGGUCAGGUGUACUCGAUACCUUUGGGCGGGUCACUUCACAAGCAACCGUACUCGAUUGGCGGGUCCGGAUCGACCUAUAUUUAUGGCUACUGCGACACACACUGGAAGGAGGACAUGACGGAGGAAGAGGGCAUCAACUUCGUUCGCUCAGCGCUGCAAGAAGCAAUCAAGUGGGAUGGUAGCUCCGGUGGUGUAAUCCGACUGGUGGUGCUGACGUCUCAGGGCGCCCAGCGGCACCUCUACCUGCCGGACACGGGCUACACCGGACCCGGCGUUACCAAUUAACGAAUGUAUCUAUACGGGACGAUGACUUAAUUGUUGUUAGCUGCUGAUUGAUCUAUUGAUAUUCUUCGGUUCUCCGAGUAGAUGUGUCGUUCUCAUCGGUAGCUCUAUCGAAACCGAUCGGUGCCUAUGGGUGCCUAUGGCGGUGGGGGACACGAUCUUCACCGGGUGGGAAUUGGGGGCGUGUGAUAGUGUGGGCGAUUGAUAGGGCUGUUCAGGAGCCACUUCUCCUCAUCUUAUAGUUUGCUUGGCCGAGCGGUAUCACUUGACGGGUUUCUCUUUGAUUGUUGAGGCGUCACCAUGCAUACUCGAUUAGCCCAGGUUUAGGUGAAGGAAGACGAGGUCACUAAUCCGGGACAUCUCCAGCUAGAUACUAUCUACGCAGUGUAUCCCACGCGGGCAUGGCACCACCCGACCUGAUCGCAGGU